UCUCGUUCUCGGCAACCCAACGGAACCUGCUUGUGCGUCCACCGAACCUUCAAACCCCUCAUCAGAAAGAAGAAAAAGAAAGCUGUUGAUAAAGACGCGCCCUCAUCGUCUUCUUGCUCCGCUUCUUCUUCUUUUCAUAAAGGAACGCGUUUGUCCUCUAAACGCCGGCCUCUUCGGGUUCGAUUCGGUUCGGUUCGGCAACCUGAGGUUCGCGACGUUGACUCCAUUGCGCUUCCUCUAGGAAUGUCCUUCGCGGCCGUUGUUGCUCAGGUUCUGGAAAAGACAGAUGUUACAAAUGAAAAUCUACCUCCUGAUUAUCUCUCGGUGAUCUGCACUUCAGCUGUCAGAGAAUCUUUAGCUAAUGUUUUUGGAGACAAGUUUGAUUGUUUUGUGAGGAACUUCGAGAAAUCAUUUGGAAGCACCUUGAGGACUCUUAGAUUGAUUAAUGACUCAUCAAAACACAAGGAAAAGUAUUUGUCCAACCUGGAUAAUGCGGAAAGUUCUACUUCAGAUGAAAGUACAAGCGGAAACAGGUGUUAUAGAAACUCCUAUGAUGCAAAGGAUUCGCACUCAGACAUUGAUCUCCCUUCUGUCUCAACUCGAGAUCAAUUGAAUAUCCGUGAAGAUGUACAGGAGGAUGUCCUAAAUGGUCCCCUGAAUCAAGAACUUUCCAUUCAUGGACAAAUAAAUCAACUGGCUUGUGUCAAUCCAAGAACAGGUUCCGACUCCAACCAGUCAAUGCUCAGCACAAUCGAGAAAUCUGUGAUAGAGCAAGUUCGUUCGAAUGAUCUCAAAACAUUAGAGCUUAGUCUUACUAUGAGAAAGUUGAAGCUGAAAGAGGAACAAGUAGCCCUAAAAUUUGAUUCAAACCAUCUGGAGAGAUCAAAACUAGCAAUGGGUAUAUCAAAGGCAUCCUUUAAAGCUGAAAAGUUCAAGAACCAACUUGAAGACACAAGACAUGCCGAAUUACUUAGAACGUGCAUCGAUUUUCUUGUUGCUGGAUUGUUCAUCAUGUCAUUCCUCCUUAUGUAUGGAGCUUAUGUUUACUCUUACGAAAGGAUUACUGAUGCGACAUCAUCCUGUAUUCCAUCUGAGGAAAGCAAGUCCUGGUGGAUCCCAAAGCAGGUGUCAUAUUUCAAUUCAGGGUUCCUCACUCUCAGGUGCCAGGUUCAAGUUGUAAGCCGGAUGAUCUUUGGUCUCAUGCUGAUUCUUGUUGUAGCUUAUUUGCUUAUGCGGCGAUCUGGAACCUCAAAGCAGAUGCCAGUAACUUUUAUUCUGUUGCUGUUAGGAAUUGCCUGUGGUUUGGCUGGGAAGUUCUGUGUAGAUACAUUGGGAGGAGAUGGAUACUUUUGGCUUUUCUACUGGGAGAUUUUAUGCCUUUUGCAUUUCCUCUCAAAUGUCUUUACAUCAGUGCUGUUCAGCAUUCUUUAUGGACCUGUUAACGUAUCACAAAGGACGAGAAGCACACUUUUUCCAUACUGGAUUCGAAGAUGGAUAUUCUAUUCUAUUAUGCUUGUCGUUCUUCCUAUAUUGUGUGGUCUUAUGCCUUUUGCCGGCCUGGAUGAGUGGAAAGAUCACUUCUUGCUUCUGGUUUUAGGUGAUGGUGAGGGAAUCUAGAGUUGGAAGAGUUGGGUUGGCCCCUGUGAAAUUUAUGGUGCUUGUGAGGUUGUCGUUCGACUUUUGGAGUAAUUAUUUUGGAUAAAGAUGUCAAAUUGCUUGCUUGUUGCUCGAAAAGUUUGUCAGCUCGGUUGAAGUAUUUUAUGUGAGCAUUAUUUUUGGCUUUCUUCGUUUGGUGUCCACCUCUGUGAUUGUCAUAUAUAGCAAGUAUAUUUCUCUUAGCUGAAAGUUGAGGUUUAAGAGGCAUCAUCAAGUGGAUCUUAUUAUCAAGCCAUUGUACUUAUCAUUAUGAAUUAAACUACAUAAAGUUAGGAAAACAGCUGCUUCCUUCAGUGUAUGAAUGCUCGUU
Molecule: messenger RNA, 1966 nt
Organism: Hibiscus syriacus
Lineage: Eukaryota; Viridiplantae; Streptophyta; Magnoliopsida; Malvales; Malvaceae
Product: protein CPR-5
Exons: 5
Biological process (GO): trichome morphogenesis; leaf senescence; defense response
Source: RefSeq, a predicted model, not a curated record